UGAAUAUUGUAUCUUAAUAUGCACAACUUGUGAGCAAUAAAGUUUAUUAUUAAUAAUUUUCCAACCUCCUUGCAAACAUCAACCGACGAAGGAAGGAAACCAUUCCACUUGUUUACUGUUUAGGUUGUUGAGAUGACUGAUUGUCAUUAAUGCUUUGUGUUUAUGGCCUUUUCUUGAGUUUCUUUCUAUUUUCAGAAUUGUGACUAGCCCUAUGGAGUUUAUAACAUGUUGGGGGCGCUUUAAAAUAAUAUGAGAGAAGUACUGUACAAGGCUCUUUUUUUAAAUAAAGGAGUCAAAGAUAAUUUUGUUGUUUUAUUGCCAGUAAAAUGUUUACCAAUGUUUGUGUGGUAUUGGCAAGACGGCUGUUUCGUCCUGUACAGAUUGAUAUACAUAAUAUCCGAAACAUAAAUACAAGCCGACAGACGCUAAGUUCUUUCUACGAAAGCGAUAGGAAAAGCGGCUACACGAAAUCGGUUAAGAAAGUUUCGCGUCUAGAGCUUAUUCGCAAUGGACUUAAAGAACUUAAAAAGGAAAUAUUUAUUUGGAAAGAUGAAAUUAAAGAGAAAUUGGAAUCUGAUCCGAUCCUUAUAUACAGACCAGGAGAAACAGAUAUCUUAUGGAAAUUUGACUCGCCACAUAUCUUGCAUCAGUGGGUUACGACAGCUGAUAGUGAUCACAAAGAAGGGUAUAGUAAAUGUGGUUUGAACAUCAGUGCUGAUGGGACAGCAGUCUUCUCAGGUUCUCUCAGUUGUGAAGUACCAAAAGAUGGUCGAAUAAAGAAGUCUGGAUAUUGCAAUAUGAAAUCAGUGCGCCCACAGAAAUCAUUUAAAAGGGAUGCAUACUACAACUGGUGCAUGUACACGCAUUUAGUACUGAAAGUGCGAGGUGAUGGACGUACUUAUAUUUUAAACUUAUCUACUGCUGGGUACUAUGACAUAAUGUGGAAUGACAUGUACACAUAUGUCUUACACACUCGUGGUGGCCCAUAUUGGCAGCUUACAAAGAUACCUUUUUCAAAGUUCAUUCUUGCAAGCAAAGGACGUCUGCAAGACAAGCAAUGCCCUAUUCCACUGGACAAAGUUACAAAUGUGGGAAUAUCUCUUGGAGACAAAAUUAAUGGCCCUUUCAGUUUGGAACUGGAUUAUAUAGGUUUGGAGUUUGACCCAUCACACACAGAAGAAUUUGCUUAUGAAAUGUAUCAAACUCCUAAAUUUCUUGUAGGUUCAUAAUAGGUGUUUUUUCAAUAAAAAAAUUUAAAUGUG
Schistocerca nitens (vagrant locust) is the source of this 1262-nucleotide messenger RNA. It is a transcript of the gene CIA30, whose product is annotated as complex I intermediate-associated protein 30, mitochondrial. The transcript has 4 exons. NCBI's taxonomy places the organism in Eukaryota, Metazoa, Arthropoda, Insecta, Orthoptera, Acrididae. The coding region runs from base 327 to 1229 and encodes 300 amino acids. Gene Ontology annotation, cellular component: mitochondrion. The record is from RefSeq and is a predicted model, not a curated record. Gene Ontology annotation, biological process: mitochondrial respiratory chain complex I assembly; mitochondrial electron transport, NADH to ubiquinone.